This is a messenger RNA of Helicoverpa zea (corn earworm), 17037 nucleotides long. RefSeq names its product midasin-like. The record is from RefSeq and is a predicted model, not a curated record. Gene Ontology annotation, biological process: ribosomal large subunit assembly; rRNA processing. Gene Ontology annotation, molecular function: ATP hydrolysis activity; ATP binding. The transcript is spliced from 42 exons. NCBI's taxonomy places the organism in Eukaryota, Metazoa, Arthropoda, Insecta, Lepidoptera, Noctuidae. Bases 156 to 16376 code for a protein of 5406 amino acids. Gene Ontology annotation, cellular component: preribosome, large subunit precursor; nucleus.
UGUCACUGUCACCGCGACAGCUUAGAAAAUGGUCAUUAAUUUCACGUGUUGCUUUGCUUGAUAAAUGCAAAACACGCGGCCGGCUAUCGCUGUUAUUUCUAAAUAAGCAAUUUUUUGUUAUAAAUCCAUUAUUUUUUGUUUUGCGGAAUGACAAAAUGUCGGUGUGCAAUAUGUUGAUGGCACUCAAAGCGGUAGGGGCUGAAACAAAGACCGCAGAAUUAAGUAAAGCAUGUGAAGAUCUUCAGACCUCAAUUGAUUCCAACACUUUUGACAUCAAAAAUGCUGUUACUAUACUUUCCGAAUUCAUUCUUAAAAUUGAAGAUGCAAAAUUGUUCAAGAAAUACCUAUCAAAUAUUCUUCUGGCACUGGUUUCAACUAAAAUACAGUUGAAACCAGUAUUUUCUUCUACAAACUAUGAUGCAUGUAGUGACGCUGAAAAGACCAGUCAUUUGGAGUAUUCAAUCAUACUUGCUGCAUUGAGCGACCAUCCAGAUAUUUUACAAUAUGCAUUGAAAUACUUCGAAGUGAAUCCAGUAGCACCAUUCACUGUAUAUGUCCAUCAUGAGGAUUCUUAUAACGUCGCCCCAAAGAAACGCAGACUUCUAGAUUGCGGGCAGAAAAUCACUGAAAGACAGAUAGUAACAUGCUGCUAUACAUUGCUUAGCAAGUUGCCUAAUGAACUUUCUGCUAAAUGGGAUUGGACCAGGUUUAUCGGAACAUAUGGAAAUAAUGGAAUGGCAGAUGUGAGAUGGAUGAUAAAAGAAUGCAUGGCCAUCCUAACAAAUAUGACAGACUAUCAAGCAAUGAUGAUUGCUGUAAAACUGCUUAUACAUGAGCAAGAAACCCAUGAACAUAUAGAAAAGAAUAAGAAGGACCCCGUUAUCCCUAUGAGCGAAGUGAUCAAGGACGACUUGGGGCCUAAUGUUGUGAAUAUCGAUGGUAUACUGCUGCCUGUGUAUCAAAAGCGUAAUGUUCAGCCUGGCAAUUUAGUUCCAGUGAAAUCAACUACCAAUAAUCUCAGGAGCUUAGCUUUGGCUGUUGCAUCGGGUCAGGCUCUCAGCCUCAUGGGCCCCGUAGGAUCAGGGAAGACGUCCCUAGUAGAGCAUUUAGCUGCCAUCACAGGACGCAAAGGCGUGGCUUUCAAGAAAGUACAAUUAGGAGACCAGACGGACUCCCGCAUGCUGUUAGGAGCUCAUCAAUGUACUGAUAUACCAGGGGAAUUUGUUUGGAGACCUGGUGUUUUGACUGAGGCUGUUCAAAACGGUCACUGGCUGCUAUUAGAAGACAUAGACUGCGCUGCAUUAGAUGUCGCAUCAACAUUGAGUUCUCUUUUAGAAAGGAACUCGCUAUGCGUGCCUGGCUAUCGCGAUUCUCUGCCAGUCACACCCGGCUUCCAACUGUUCGUCACACAACGAACGCUGGCGACCAAUUAUGGCUUUCAAAAGAAAAUGUCCAGCUCAAGCACAUUGCUGCAAAAACAUUUAACGCAAAUCAACGUUGAACCGCUAUCGCGCUCAGAACUCGCAGAAAUCAUACAAAAGCUAUACCCAGCGCUUACAACCAUUUGCCCAAGGAUGAUCGAAGUGUUCAUGAUGUUCUCAGUGGGCAGCCAUGACACAUCCUUGCAAGCUACCGAAGUAGUUGAUAGCGAGAAAGAAAAGAAUUUAAUGCUUAUUAGAGGAUCAAGACUGAUUUCAACCAGAGACUUGUUGAAAUGGUGCUCUAGAGCUGUAGUCGGUUUUGACGUGUCCAGUCCUGAAUCUGCGCAAAAAGUCCUUCAGGACGCUUUGGAUAUAUUUACUUGUUCAGUCUCUUCACCUGAACAUAGACUCGAGCUUGCCAAAAAGGUUGGCUUAUGUCUCGGCAUAGUCGAAACAAAAACCGAAUUUUACCUCAAUCAUUACAAGCCAAAUGUGUCACUUACUGCCAACUUCCUAGAGGUUGGUAGGGCUAAAGUGCCAAGAGUAGAGAAAAGCUUAGAAACCACAGAUUUCGGUAAAAAACACACAGUGUUUUCAUUCACGCGACAAUCAGCAUGUUUACUUGAAAAGAUUGCAUGUUGCGUCACAGCUAACGAACCUGUGUUAUUAGUCGGAGAAACGGGUACUGGAAAGACAUCAUCGGUGCAAUACAUGGCUAGGCAAACGGGACAUAAACUCGUUGUCAUCAACAUGAAUCAGCAGUCAGACUCUGCUGACUUACUAGGCGGGUACAAACCCGUCGACCUAAAAUAUAUUAUCCGUCCUAUAAAAAAUCAGUUCGAGCAAAUAUUCCGUAGUUUUUACAACACAGAUAAAAACAAAAAGUUCUUGGGCCACAUCGAUACUUGUUACGAAACGGAAAAUUGGUCGAAUUUGGUGGCGUUGAUGAAGCAAACUUAUAGAGCAGCUAUGGCUAGGCUGUCGGGAGAAAAGCCAGAUAAUAAAAGCAGGCAAUGGGCGUCUUUUGGGCGUAAGCUUGUGAAGUUAGAACAGCAAAUCAAGACAGCAUCGAAGCUUACCUUCGCGUUUAUCGAGGGGUCUUUAGUCAAGGCGAUGCAAGAAGGACAUUGGGUGUUGCUGGACGAAAUUAAUUUAGCGUCCGCAGAAAUUUUGGAAUGCUUAGCUGGUCUCUUAGAAGAUAAAAGCGAGAGCAUAGACCUUUUAGAGAAAGGUGACAAGGUUCCUAUUGAACGACAUCCAGAUUUCACACUGUUUGCUUGUAUGAAUCCUGCCACAGAUGUAGGCAAGAAAGAUUUGCCAGCCGGUCUUAGAAAUCGGUUCACGGAGUUUUUCAUUGACGAGUUAACAGAGAGGAAUGACUUGAUAUUGCUUAUUGGCGAUUACUUAUAUCACAUGAAUCUUGAAAGUGGCAUUUUGGAGGCGAUCUACAGUUUUUACGCCACUAUUAAGAAAGAAGCUAAAUUGAAUCUCGUGGAUGGAUCAGGAAAUACACCACAUUAUUCUCUCAGAACGCUAUGCAGAGCCUUACAAGCGGCAGGAAAAGCAAGAUGUGGGACGGUAACAAGAUCCUUAUAUGAAGCAUUUUGUCUAUCUUUUCUCACGCAGUUGGAUAGGUCAUCGCAUCCCAAAGUGGAAGCUAUGAUUGCCAAGGCAGUAAUCGGGAGGAAGAAUAUGAAAUCGGUUGUAAACCAACUAAUACCUGAACCGCAAUGUAUAGGACACAAUUACUUGCUGUUCGGAGGCCAUUGGAUCCUCCAAGGCAGGCUAGAAGUCGAUGUCCCAGAAGGCUAUAUCCUAACUCCGACAGUCAGAAAGAAUCUUCGAGAUAUCGCACGAGUUAUAUCCCUAGGGCGAUUGCCGGUACUGUUACAAGGUGACACAUCAGUAGGCAAAACCUCCCUUAUAACAUACAUAGCUAGGGCUUCUGGUAAUUAUUGCGUGAGAAUCAAUAAUCACGAACAUACAGAUCUACAAGAGUACAUAGGGUCUUAUGCGACCGACUCUAGUGGCAAAUUAGUCUUCAAAGAAGGAAUCCUGGUGGAGGCGAUGAGGAAGGGUCACUGGAUUAUACUUGACGAGCUUAAUUUGGCACCUAGUGACGUGUUAGAGGCUCUCAAUCGUGUGUUAGAUGACAAUCGCGAAUUGUUCAUACCAGAGACACAAGAGGUUGUCAAAGCAGAUGAUAACUUCAUGCUAUUUGCUACGCAAAAUCCGCCCGGCUUAUAUGGCGGCCGAAAAAUGCUAUCAAGAGCGUUUAGAAAUAGAUUCGUCGAGCUACAUUUCGAUGAGAUACCAAAGCAUGAACUUGAGACGAUUUUGCACCAAAGAUGCCACGUUCCUCCGGCCUACAGUAAGAAAAUGAUCGCAGUUAUGACUGAUCUUCAAUUGAGGCGACGCGGGUCUGCUGCCGUUCAGGGCAAAGACGGUUUUAUAACCCUACGAGACCUGUUCCGAUGGGGCAUGCGGUACAGACGUGCUGCAAGAGAAGUACUUUAUCCAGGCACAUUCUACGAUUGGGAACAGCAUAUAGCUGAUGAAGGGUAUCUUAUCCUUGCUGGAAAAGUUCGACAAACUGACGAAAGAUCCAUAAUUGAAGAGGUUAUUGAAAAACAUAUUAAGAGAAAGGUGAAUCCCGAUAAUCUGUUUUCACUUCACUCUAACACGUCCCCAGUUACCAAGUGCUUAUUGGGGGCCAUCCUGACAACUCAAAUCAAUGAGUUUACUCACGUAGUUUGGACAUUUAAUAUGAGGAGACUUGCAGUUCUGAUAGCAAAGGCUUUCAGUUUCGAUGAACCGGUCUUGCUGGUUGGUGAAACUGGUUGUGGCAAAACAACCAUUUGCCAACUUCUGGCAGCUUUAAAGAAACGUAAGCUACUUUCUGUCAAUUGUCAUAUGCACACCGAGAGCUCAGAUUUUCUUGGAGGGCUUCGCCCCGUUCGCCAAUACAAGAACGACGGCAAACUAUUUGAGUGGGUCGAUGGCCCGUUGAUAAAGGCUAUGGAAAAAGGAGAUAUGUUUCUUGCUGAUGAAAUAUCUCUGGCAGAUGACAGUGUGUUAGAAAGACUGAACUCUUUACUAGAACCUGAAAGACAGCUAGUGUUAGCUGAAAGAGGAAUGGAACAAAACUCUGAUAUAGUUGUUAUUAAAGCGCAUAACAGAUUCCACUUUAUUGGAACCAUGAAUCCUGGUGGAGAUUUCGGAAAGAAAGAACUUUCGCCUGCUCUCCGCAAUAGAUUUACAGAAAUAUGGUGUGACAGCGACACAUCUAAGGAGGAUUUACUGAAAGUCCUAGAGAAGAGUGUCAACAAAGGUGUGUCGCUGGGUAACCAGGAGGACGGUAGUUCAGGAAUCGGCACCUCAAUUCUGAAUUUUACCGAAUGGCUGAAAAACUCAGAAGUUACCAACAAAUUCCCGUUCAGUAUUCGCGACCUGCUAUCCUGGGUGCAUUUUAUCAAUACAACCGUCACGAAAGGUCUUUUGGAAACCCCCGAAGCAUACGUGCACGGGGCCUGCAUGACCUUCCUAGAUUGUUUCGGAACUGCAUUAACUGGGCAUAUAGAUUCCGAGGCCUUGGUCUUAUUACGAACAAAUGCCAUCAACUUUUUGCUAGAGCAAAUCAAAUCAGUUGGUGGCGAGUACAUUGAAAGUCUGCGUGACAUGUUAAGUAAUAAGCAGACUAAAUUCGAAGCCGAAAGUGGUCCCCAUAAGUUCGGAAUAAAACCUUUUUACAUAGAGGUUGGUAAAAGCAGUAGUAUGACAGAGGAAGAACAAAAAUUCUCAUUCACAGCUCCUACAACUGGAGCAAAUACUUUGAGACUGUUGCGUGGAUUGCAACUGAAUAAGGCUAUACUUUUGGAAGGUAAUCCUGGAGUUGGAAAGACGAGCUUAGUAACGGCUCUCGCCAAAUCUUCUGGUCACAAAGUUGUGAGGAUCAAUCUAAGUGACCAAACGGAUAUAACAGAUCUCUUUGGAACGGAUUUACCAACGGAAGAUGGAUCAUUCACUUUCAAAGAGGGAGCAUUUUUGAGUGCCCUACAAAACGGCGACUGGAUUCUAUUAGACGAGUUAAACUUGGCUCCUCAACCAGUUUUAGAGGGACUUAACGCAUGUUUGGAUCACAGGGGAGAAGUGUUCAUUCCAGAAUUAGGGAGAACUUUUAAAGUAAAGGAACAGACAAGACUCUUUGCUUGCCAAAAUCCUCUCAAACAAGGAGGCGCUCGGAGGGGUCUACCCAUCUCCUUCUUAAAUAGAUUCACUCAAGUUUAUAUCGACACCUUAACUAAAGAAGAUCUAAUAUACAUCGUAGAAUCUCAGUACCCAACUAUAACAAAGGAUAUUCUACACAAGAUAGUACAAUUCAAUUGCAAAGUAGCCCAUGAGGUGACGGAGUUACAGUCGUGGGGUCACAGAGGCGCCCCUUGGGAGAUGAACCUGAGAGACAUUCAGAGAUGGUGUGACGCCCUGAUCAAGGACCAAUUAAUGGGAAAGCCUCUUCAUCCAGGUAAAUUCGUAGACAUGCUGUACGUGAAUCGUAUGAGAACUGAAGAAGACAAAAAGAAAAUGAUCGAAAAUUAUGAAAAGAUAUUUACACUUCAGUACCCAAGAAGUGAUUGCCACCCCCAGUUCUAUAUGAACGCCAGACAUAUUUCAAUAGGCGAUGUUCAUUUAGCCCGAGUCGAUCACAAGUUAUUCAAAAACCGAAGAGCAGUUGAAACGAACUUGCUUGUGCUGAGAAAUCAAAUUCCGACUUUGAAAGCGGUAGCUCAAAGUAUCACAAUGAAUUGGUUAACUAUACUGGUUGGGCCUACUGCGACUGGAAAGAGUAGUGUAGUGCAAGUACUCGCUGAUUUGUCUGGAAACGAACUACAAGUUAUACCUGUGACGUCAGCAAUGGAUGUCUCCGAUUUACUCGGAGGUUUCGAACAAGUGGACUUCAAUAGAAAUUUGGAGAGUUUGUUUGAUAAAAUCGAGACUUUGACGAUUCAAACCGUCAGGAACCUGUGGAAUGCCCAAAGACCCUUUGAAUGGAGGUCAAACGCGCUGCUAAGUCAGCUAUACCAGUACAAAUCCUUGCUAUCAACACCAAGCAAUGAAGCCUCUGAAGUUAACAUGAGAAGAUUCAAACAAAAAAUUGAAUACUUAAAGACUCACUGUGAUCGGUUAAUUGAACAUAAUGCUGGGCAAGAAAACAAUAUUACUCCCAAAAUACAAGAAGUUCUGAACAGCUUGAAUAAAUUGCAUCAUAAAGUUUCUCAAGUUACUUCAGUCAACGCCGGAGGGAAAUUCGAAUUUGUGGAUUCGUUGCUUGUAAAAACUAUGAUCGAAGGCUCCUGGCUUCUUCUAGACAAUGUUAAUCUUACAUCAGCAGCUGUUCUGGACAGACUGAAUGGUUUGUUAGAGCCGAAUGGUGUGUUGAGCAUCCCUGAACGAGGUGAACACAGUGAAAUAAAACCACAUCCCAACUUCAGAGUAUUCUUCACAAUGGACCCGAAAUAUGGAGAAAUCUCAAGGGCGAUGAGAAAUAGGGGAAUAGAGAUAUCCCUUCUAAAACCUGAUGAUUGGCAGACAUCUUAUGUGUCUGAAACUGAGAAUUUGUUCGACUUAUCGGCGCUGCUGUCGUCUUGUGGCUUGCCUGUUGAGUACCACGACUUGUGUAUCAAGUGUCAUGAGCUGAUGCAGUCCUUUAUAGAAGGACUCGAUCGUCCAACGAUUUCUCAUUUACUGCAGGCGGCUCAUUUGACCUGGCAGCAAAUACUUCGCGGCAUUUCCACCAAAAUCGCUUUCGUGACGAGCUUCUCUGAUGUCUACAUUAAACCACGAUGUGGCUCAGAUUUCUCAACGAGCGUCAAUGCGUCACUCGCUGAAAAUAAAAACUCCAUGUUAAAGGCAUUGGAAGAAACAAUUGAAGGUGAGGAACAAAUAGAUAAUCGACCCCAACCCCCGAACCUUAAUCACACUCUAAAAGUUAAAGAUUUGUGCUCAAACUCCUUCCUUGCGACCGCCAAGCAACUUGCCUAUAUCGCCGUGCAAGAAACCAAAGAUGGUAAGAUAGAUUCUCCCUUACAUGUGAUCACCAGUUUGUUCACAACAUACCAAAGAGUUCCCCCCGCACUAUACACAAUGACUUAUAACUUCAUCCACAAUAUGAUUAAGAAACAGUGCCGUACUGUGAAUGUUGAGUAUGUCGAUGUGCUCAACGAUACAGCUUUUGAAACUUACAAAUAUUCCGGUGAUCUGAAGUCGUAUAAGAAGUUUUAUCCAGAGUUGUACGAUUUGGACGACGAAGCCAUUCGCACGGGCAAUAAAGAAGCUCUAACGUUGUUUAACAAUCUGAUGAGUUACUAUUUGAAUAGAACCGCACCAGAAGGUGAAUUUACAGUAGCGAAUUAUUCAAAAGCUGUCAUAGGAGGAACAUUAACAGAUGAUUUCGGCGAAUAUCCGAUAUUGAAAUACUGCUUUAGAUACCUUGCAGUCAUUGACGAGUAUAUAAGGAAAUGCAUUGAUUUGUCAGUUGAUUAUCUGGAUGACAGAUCUGUUUGCAGCAUGCUCCAUCUUUUGAGUUGGCGGGACAGGUUCGUGAAAAUAGCGCAUGAACCAAUUUUUGUGACUAAUGAAGCUAGCCGACGCAGAGUUUUAAGGGAAGAUAUCGUCGCUCUUCUGUAUACUCACAGCAAAUGGCUGCAUAAGCGUUUGAUGUUACCCCUGAUGAAAUUAUCACGAGAAAGUGAGAUCGCCAUCAGAAGUUUUAAUGAAGCCACUGCUAAUAUAGCUUUGACCACUGAAAAUGACAACUCAGCAAUAACUAAACUGAGUAAAAGGAUCCGCAAAUUGUAUUGUCAGCCAAAACUAAUGAUGGAUGAAGAAGAAUAUGAAACAAACAUUGAGAGAUCAAACGUUUACCAUAAAGUAACUUUGGACUUGAAUCGGCCUAUUUCGAAGCAGCUCAACUGCCUAGCUGUAGAGAAUUGUGCUGUCACAGAUUUGCAACUGGCACUAGAUGUGCCUGAUACAGACAAAGUUGUCUUGGCCCAAGUGAAUAUAGCCAAGCUUAUUGACAAUAAUACAGUUGAUAAACCAGGACCUGAGAUCCAACUUUUGCCUUUAAUCUCGUAUGUAGUGCAGCGAGUAAUGAUAAUAGUACAGACAGAUUUCUUUAUUGUGGUGUCCCAAUUGAAAAGUAUUGAAAAACCAGUCAGGAUUCUGACAGCAGAUGCUGUAACUGGUUUGGUAAAUUUGGGCAAAGUGACUAAAGCGUUGUCACCAGCUUUCCUCAAUAUUUUGGAACUGUUGCUCAAAUUGAAGGAAGAUGAACUAGGAAUGUGGAGACAUAGAAUAUCGGCACUCCCAGCCAAGUUCUGGGACGAAUUUUACAAGACAUUAGUAUACGCUCCCGCUUACUAUCCGACGCCAUUUUUGAAUCCCCACAUCCCGGGAAGCUCGGAGGACUCUGUCGAAGUAAUUCCUGUGAACAGCAAGAGAUUUUCCAAAAAUAUGCCUUUGUUGCCAUAUUAUCUGCUGAAGUUCACUAUGUCGGUUGACGAAUCAGAAUCACAUCAUGUACUGGCUUAUGAAACAGUGUCGAUGGAGAAGAGGACAGAUUACUCUGUGCAAUUGGGAGCCAUUUUGAAUAUUCUCUGGAAGAAUCUUGCCACCAUAGAUUCGGCAGCUUUGAUAAAAGUUGCAUCCGAUGCCCAAUUCGAGGUGAAGAAAUUCGAGCAACUCAUAUAUUAUAUCUACAACGCUCUCGAUAUGAGAGGCGAGAACUCAUUCGAUUACACUAUCAAGCGCAGUAUCGAUGUGCUGCGCAUUCGUCACAAAGACAGCGGCCUCGAUGACAUACUCACUGAAGGUUACGACAUACACAAGAAAAUCAUGAACAUGGUACAUAGCAAAACUCAUGACGAAAGAACCAAGAUAUUAACAGCACAAUUAUCUCUUCUAACGAGCUUUAUUAUGAGUAAAUUGAUGUCUGAAAUCAAACAGAUGGAUCACGUGACUAAGUAUCGUUUGAAAAUAAAAUAUAUCGAAGAGGAUAUCAGGUUAUUCGAUGCCCUUUUGGGCGCUUUUUACUUCCAUGGUCUGGUAACUGGGAAUAUCACCCAUCAGGGAACUAUUGACAAGCCUUCUCAGGUGGUUUAUAGUAAGUUGAAGCCAGAUUGCGGGAUAAUGAACGUGCAUCCCCAUUGUCACGUAAUUAGGGCGUACAGAGAGGCGACCGCUGAACGUAUUGCGAAGUACAAGCUUGGAAAUACAUACAGGCCUAACGAACCGACUUACGAUAGUUUUGCAAAUGAAUGCAGACAUUUCGUCAAAUCAGUACUGACAGCUAAAACGGUACUUGAAAUUACUAAGAACUUGCUGAACACAAGCAAGAAUCUUUAUAAAGAGAUAGUUAAAAAGUCUGAUACCGCGGCCGUGAUCCGUGCAGCGCAAUCAGUGGUCAAAGAAACUCAGUCUUGGCUGUUUUCAGUCAACGCGUUUUACAGGAAAAUUAACAUUUACAGCGAAGCUAUACCUGACUUGACAAAGCAGUUACAAAGUGCUUUAUCUCAGCUCAUUUAUAGUACGACUAAUAUGAAUGAUUUGAUCAGUGAGUUAAUGGUCAAAGUUGAGGUAGGACAGAAUCUUAAUCGGGUCGUCGCCGAUUUGAUGGUGUUCCCCAAUGGUAUAAGGAGUUUGAAAAUGAAAGAGGAUUAUUUGAGUCGAUUCCUGUCGCAAAGAUUUGUGCAAAUGUUGAAGCGCAGUGUGUAUGCUGUUAACAAUGACAUGUCUGCUGUAGAUAUGGCGAAUAUCCAAGUUCUAAAAAUGAAUCUAGCCGAGAUCCGCAUGUAUUGCACAGCGCUGGAUGCAAUCGACCCGACUAUGAUGAAUACUAUGAUGAUCACACUGGACGCCAUAGUGCAAGCCUGGGAGGAACAACAGCGAGAGAUCGAGAAGAAGAAACAGGAUGACGAGGCGUUGUAUAUUACUAAAUCCAAAUGCGAAGAUGAAGACGAAGACGCAAUGGCUCGCGAGGAGAUAUCAGAAAUGUUCCCGUCUUAUUCCGACCAAGAUUUCGCCGAAUUCAAACCCCCAACAUUAGAACAAGUACCAAUAAAACAUAGCACUGAAAAGCCUAAACUAAAACUCCUUGUAACUCCUGAAGAUGUAUCUCUGGUUUACAAAUGGCAUUCGAAUGUCGUUCGCAAUAUGACGUUAGCGGAAUGGUUACCCGCCCGAAAGAGCGUGGUCGGUAAUGAUGUUAUCAGUGCGUUUGUUCAGAGGUAUCCCAUAUUUAGUAAGAUGACUUAUAAUAUGUGGCAAGGAUUGGAUGCGGAGAUUGAGGGUGCUAUUUCUCCCGGUUUGAUGUUACUUGUUGCUCAGAUAAAGGCGAAGGUCGAUGGAGAGGAGUCUUCAAGCAAGGUAGAUUUCUACAGAUCCGCUUGGGUCUCUGAGACAAAACAAUGCGUACCGUUACUGCAUAGAGUGAGGGAUAAUACCAACGAACUGCUGGCUCAAUGGCCUGAUUUCCCCACUUUGAAAGAGAUAAUGAUAAUUGUAAACAGAAUCCUAAGCUUCCCAGUGACGAGUCCUGUCAGUCGUUUUCUCACUGGCUUAGAGUUACUUCGGGAUAAAAUCGAGGAGUGGAACAAAAAUGCCCAUAAGGGCAACAAUAUGAUCGAAGUAUCUUUAGCCGUGGGACAACAGAUUAUAAACUGGAGAAAAUUAGAAAUGGCUCAUUGGAAGGAGUGUUUGAAUAACCUGUAUCAUCGGAAACAAGCCGAAGCCCACAAGUAUUGGUUCUACCUUUACUCCGUAAUCAAAACCUACUUGAAUGAAAUGACAUCAGACCCGGUUGAAGCUGAUCGCGUCAUAUCUGUGCUGAAAGACUUCAUGGAAAAGUCUAACUUGGCCGAGUAUGAAAUACGACUGGAUAUCAUAUUCGUGUACCACUGCCAUUUGGUGCAUAUGAAACCUACUGAUAGACGAGACGAACUAAUCUCAAUCCUAUGGAACACAUACAACUACUACGCACAAUUCAGUGCUCAAGUAGCUGCCCACAUCAAAGAGAAACGAGCCCCCAUAGAGAAGAAGUUGCGUGAUUUCGUCAAGAUCUGCACGUGGGACCGUGACCUUAGUUACUGGAGUGUAAAGGACACGGUCGAGAAGGCUCAUAAGGCGCUUCAUAAGCAUACCAAGGAGUUUGAGAAUGUUCUCAAAGAGAGCGUAACAAGCUGUCUAGUAGACCACUCGACAGAAGUAGUAGGGGAUCAUGUCGGCCUAUGGGACCGGCCCAAGCGGACCACCACCACUGCGCCGACUGGGGGCGCUUACAUGAUCGACGUGCUCAACCAUAUUGUGCUGGCUAGGAAUAUUAAGCAGAUGCAGAAAUUCUUGGAUGAAAUUGAUCGGCCUUGUGGAGCUGUCACGGAGGGCAGUCUAUUGUCAAAAUCGUCGUCUUUACUGAAUAAAGCGAAGUCGCUGUGUAAGGAUACUAUUACGAAUACUGGGUACCCGUCGCUUGUGCAAGCAUUGGAUGAUUUUGUCACUGUCGUCAUUGAGACUAGCACCCACUUGGGGUCUUUGGAGGUUGACAGCACCCUUCCCAAGGAAAAACAGCAAUCUCAAGCGAAGAACUUCGUGCAACAAAAGCGCAAAGCUCUCGCCGAUCUAUUCAAGUAUUUAACUAAACUCGGCCUAAACUACCGCACUGGUUUAGUCAUACUUAAUGCGGCUGAUAAGGAAUUGUAUGAUUUUACAAUACCGCCCGUGGAUUUGGAAGCCGCUAUGGGCUAUUUGAAGGGCAGACGUUGCGACGCCUCCCUCUUGCUCCUAUGGUCUGGUUGUGAGAAGUACUUCCAGAAAAACAUAGCUCGGCACAGGAUCCUAACCCAGGCGUUACAAUCACCACAUCAAGACUUAGGUCUGCAGAACAUUGAGCGGUGCAAAGGAUUUGCCGCCCAGUUACUGAAAAUGACGAAUGUUCAAAAAAAAUCCAUCUCGAAAUAUUCGCGAUACCUCUGCGAUUUGCGCAAUAUCACAACAAACUUAAUGAACGCUCUCGAAAUCGAUAACACAGAGAGUAACAUAUCCAAGGUUAACACUAAGAUUGCAAUGAUCAAUGAAUGUUAUGCCAACGCUGGCAUUGUUCUAGAACAAUUCUACUUAGUCCUAAAAUCUUUCCCCGAAAAGGGACUUAACGUUGAAACAGAACCACAUUUUGAUAAUGUUCUAUCACACUCCAAAGUUGUUUGUUGCUCCAAAAAUAGUGACGAAUGGCUUGAGCUGAAGAAGAAAAUAAGCAUUCUCAUACAUAAUGUUAAUAAGCAGAAGGCUGCGUUACAAAAGAUUAUUAAAACCAUGCCUAAAGAAAUUGGCGAUGAUGAUAUAGUAAGCAUUGAUUUAAUCUCUCAAGCCCAUAUUGAUCUAGCACAACAUUGUACGACCAAUUUGAUAAACAUGAUCAACGAUAUCCAAGGCUUGCUCCAAGACUAUCAUUUUAAAAUUAAUCUUGACUCCUGUCAACCAACCCCAUCCCACCCUCUUGUGAAGAGCAUUAUAAAACUAUCGAGUUACUUAAAGUUAACUGUCAAUGAACUCUUCAAAAUGGAUGAAAAAGUUGAUAAGCCUGAAGAGCAACCGGACGAAACAGAGGUGCUAACUAGCCAUGAUAUUGUUGUUCAAACUGAAGAUUUGAUAGCAACCAUGCUCCUCAUUAUACAAUCGUUGUACAAGAAACAUUUGCCGGAUGACACCGCAGAAAACGCAGAAGUUAUAAAAGCUAUCGAUGAAAUUAUAAGGUGCGAAAAAGAGGAAUCCCAAGAUAUAGUUGAAGACAAACAUCUGAAAGAACGUUUACAAGACAAUCUAGCAAAUGACACAAGAAUGUUGCAAUUACAAAGAUUGGUAUAUAAAUCACAGAUAUUACUUGCUAAUUACACCAAAUAUAUGGUCAAUGGUAAUGAUAUGACUGAAGUGAGGAAUGUGGUGAUGAGGUUGGUGCCAAUAUUGGAACAAACUAUGUUGUUUGUCCAAUACUUCAUCACGCAGAAAGUGGCUGUGCACAGAGUAUCGUGUAAAAUGCUGUCUGUGUUGCUGAAGAUAUUCUCGGACCUGGCUUCUAAAGGUUUCUGCAAGCCCGGAGAUCUGGAUAUGGAAGAAGGCGAGGGCGAAGGAGGUCCCGGUAAACUGUCGGGAGGCAUGGGACUCGGAGAGGGAGAGGGCCAAAAGGACGUCUCCGAUAGAAUCGAAAAUCAGGAUCAACUAGAUGACGCCCGUCGUCCAGGUGAAGAGAAGAACGAAGAAAAUAGAGAUUGUAAAGAGGAAGAGAAGGGAGUCAACAUGACUGAUGACUUCGAUUCACAUCUGCAGGAUGUUGAUAAGAAAGAAGGUGAACAAUCAGAACAAGAGAAUGACGAAGAUGACGCUGACAAACAAAUGGGUGAAACCGACAAUGCCGCUGAAAAACUUGACCAACAAAUCUGGGGCUCAGAAGAUGAAGAAGAAUUAGACGAGGAACAAGGUCAGAAGAAGGACAAAGAAGAGAAAGGUAAAGGUGAAAGCACGGGCGAGAAAGAAAUGUCUGCCAAAGAUAAGGAAGAAGAACAAGGUACCGAUGACGGCGCUGAUGGCAAAGAUAAGAAGCAGAAGAAAGAUAUCAAUGAGAUGGACGAACAAGAGGUUGAUGAUGAUCAUACUGAUGCUUAUCAUGGAAACCAACCGAAUUAUCCUGAGCCCGAAGAUUUCGAGCUGCCUGAGAAUAUGGACGCGGAAGGUGAAGAGCCUGGGGAUGAUAAUGAGGGUGAAACAGAAACUGAGAAUCCAUUUGACAUCGACGUAAUGAAAGAGAAUUUACCCGAAGAGGAGCAAAAGGAAGGGGAUGAUAAAGGUGAAGAUGGUAAAGAUAAUAACAACGGUCUCGAAGUGUCCAGUGAUGAGGAGGACGGAGGGGAUAAGGAGGGAGAUGAGAAGGAGGGCGAAGAAAAGGAUGGUGGAGAUGAUAAGGACAAAGAAGAGGACCCCGAAAAGCCAGGGCAAGAAGAAACUCCUCAAGAAGAAGAGGAGAAAGAUGGUGCUGAAAAAAUGGACACAGACGAUCCAGCCGACCAAGAACAGACAGAAACUCCUAACCCCGAACAAGACGAAAAAGAAGAAUUACCUAAAAACCCUGACAGUAUCAACGAAGAUGAUGAAGUAGAACAGAAGAAUCAAGAAGCUAAUCCUCAGGCUAAUCCGUCGAACAAUGAUCCGACUGCAGAAGAUAGGGCGGAGAAUGCACAAAUGGAUAGAGGCACGGAUGAUAACGUUGAGACUAAUGCUGAACAAGCAAAGGAUGAGGAGAGUGAACCUGUUGAACAAACCCAAGAGCAAGUUGGCGAAGAAAAACAAUCUACAGGUCGAUCAGAACUCGACGACAGUGACAAAGGUCACCGCGGACAGAAGCAAGCGGCCAGUCGCGCCGACCGCUCGCAGGAACAACAAAAGAAACACGAGAAUAAACCCGGCAAGACUGACCAGGAGAGAACUCUCGGUGAUGUAAACGAGAAGAAACACAAACAGUCUCGCACGCUUAACGUGGAGCGUGAAGAGGACGCGGAAGAUGGCGGUGACAAUGACGAAAAUGCUGACAAGGACGCCGAUGCCUUCCAACACGUUAAGCAAGCUAAGAAAGAUGAUUUGCAGGCAUUAGACGCGGCCACAAAAGAGCAGGCUGAUGAACAGCCGACAUUGCAACAAGAACAAGACGAUCAAGAGGCUGAGAGGCCUACAGAAGACGAAGAUGUCAGCAUGGCCGUUGAUGAAGAAGAAUUGCAGGUCGAAAAAGCCGAAGAACUAAAACCAGAGAAAAUGAAUGAAGGCAAAGAUAAGGAAGAAGAUAAGCCGGGUAGUAAGAAAGAGGGCGGGGACGAGGCUACUGGCGAGACUGGCAUCGAAGUGGAAGGAGAUAGGGUGGUCACUGAACAAGUGCCGAGGGGAUCUGAUACUACUUACCAUACUAGGGUGAACACCUCCCAAGUGCAGUCUGAAGAUUUAACCAUGGAGGAAUACAUGAGCAUCCGUCAGUGGCUGCAGAGUGGGCCGACUCAGGGCAGCAGCUCGGCGGGGGUGUGGCGGUCGCUGUGGCGCGACUCGUCGGCCGCGGCGCGAGCGCUGUGCGAGACGCUGCGCCUCGUGCUCGAGCCCACCGCCCGGUCCAGGAGAGCUGGUGACUUCCGAACGGGCCGCGCGAUCAACAUGCGCCGCGUCAUCCCGUACAUCGCGUCUCACUUCAGGAAGGAUCGCAUCUGGCUGCGACGCACCAAGCCCGCUAAGCGCGAGUACAAGAUCGCUAUAGCGGUCGACGAUUCUAGCUCCAUGUCAGAUAAUAGGAGCAAGGAGUUGGCGUUUGAGAGUCUGGCUCUUGUGUCGCAGGCAUUGAACCUUCUCGAAUCCGGCGACCUAGCCGUCCUCAGUUUCGGCGAACAACCCAAUCUUCUCCACCCAUUCACCGAACAAUUCUCCGAACAUUCCGGCUCGAAGAUUCUAGAACAAUUGCGCUUCGAACAAACGAAGACUAGGAUUGCACAACUACUUGAUUUCUGCACUGUUUUGUUCGAAGAACAAGCCGUUAGAAGUGAUGCGCUGAACGCUAAGCUUCUUGUAAUUGUCAGUGAUGGCAGAGGCAUUUUCUCUGAAGGAGAAACCAGGGUGGUGCACGCUGUGAGGAGGGCUAGACAACAGGGAAUAUUCUUGGUUUACGUGAUCAUUGAUAACCCGGAUAAUAAGGAUUCAAUCAUGGACAUCAGACGCCCUAUGCUAGAUCCCAGGACGAACGCGCUGACGGGCUUCGUAUCGUACUUGGACACAUUCCCGUUCCCCUUCUACUUGAUCCUCCGCGAUAUGUCCGCCCUGCCCAAAGUGCUCGGCGACGCUCUCCGACAGUGGUUCGAGCUGGCCGCUAAUACUGCCAACUAAGAUAUUAUAGUCAUUUAGAUAUUAAGAAAUAUACUUAUACAAUCACGCCCUUAUCAUAUUGGAUAGGCGAUAUUAACAUAGGUGUCUAUUUAACCAAUUUUUGCUGAAAUUGCUCAAUGUUAGUAUUGAAGUAUUCAUAUCAUGUUUAAAUGUCUCCAUUAUAUUGAUAAAUCAAUGUUGUAUUCCAUAGAAUUAAUUCCAUAAUCGAUUUCAAAGAUACAUUUUGUCAUUAACUUAAUAAUAAUUACGAUUAAUCUCCAUUCAUAUUCAAUGUGUAGCCCGUUUCAUUGCUAUUGGAUGUUCAAAGGAAGUUACCAGCCGAACAAACGGCAUUGCAAGUAUAAAUGAGUCUAGAAAAAGUGAAAUAGGGCCUUUAGUAUUAACAAUAGAACAUAGUAACCAGUGUCGCUAUACAAGACACAUUUUGUCAUUUCUCUUUUAAAAUUAAUCAUACAUUUACAAACAGUCAAUUGGAUUCGAGAUCAAUCAUGAGUAGGAUAAGCUAAAAUGAUAUUAAAAUAAGUCAAUCAGGACUUAAAAAACUUUUGAAAGGUGUGCUUGUAUCGAACUGUGAUUUGAGGACUGGUAAACGACUGCUAUAAGCAAAAUUACUUUACAUACGUAUUGUAUGACCUUUUGGAAAUAAAUGUUGUCUGACAAA